Scutellospora calospora is the source of this 282-nucleotide messenger RNA. Lineage: Eukaryota; Fungi; Glomeromycota; Glomeromycetes; Diversisporales; Gigasporaceae. The record is from the annotation of a GenBank genome assembly.
AAGACUUUUAAUGGAACAAAAGACCCAAAAAAUACUCAUGUUACAGACUCAAAUACUGAAAGUAAUUUCAGUACAGAUAACUCAUAUAUCGCAAAAUCUACAGAAGAACCUUCUAAAGCAACUGCUACAAACAAACAAAAUAUAUCUGAUAACUCCUCUAAAUCAGAAACCUCUACACCAACCUUGAAAAAAAAAGAAAUCAAUGAUAAAACUACAAAAACCUCAAGUAAUUCAAGUAAUACUCCUGACUCAAAUCAAGAAGAAGAAAACAACAUGAAGAAU